UCACGACAAAGUGCACGUCAAAUUUGGCGCCGUUGCCGGGGAAAGGCAAUUAUUUUUCUUUUUAUUUUAUCUCAUAAAAAUCAAAAACAAAAAAAAAAAAAAAAAAAAAAAAAAAAAAAAAAACAAAAUCUUACUUUUCUAUUUUCUGAGCUUACAUGAGUAUAUGGAUACCAACAUAUCAUCCCUAGAGAGGCAAAUUUCCGUCUUAACUUCUCUAAUAAAGGAGUUUAUUUCAUGUUCAAAAUCUCAAGAUGUCCAUACAUGCAACACUUGCAUGUCACACAGACAUCUUACGGAUUUUUGCCCAGAACUUCAAAAAGAAUACUUUGAACAAAGGAAUGAUGUUGGUUUCCAAGAGAGGUAUGAUUCAUUCUCCAACACAUAUAACCCAUACUCAAGUUCUUAUUCUAGCAUGUCCACUGAAGACAUGAUCCGAUCUCUCACUAUCAAUGUGACAAAUAUGCAACAAAAUGUGUCACAAUGCCCGCAAGAAACAAUGUCCAACGAACAGAACUUGGACAAUCAAGCGCAACAAAUGCCAAGCAUUGUGAACCACAUGAGCGAGGAGGAGGAAGAAGAGGAGAAUACGGAGAAAGCUCAACUGGAGGAGGAACCUCAAAACUCAACUCAACCAUCGGCCAUUCCUGAGAUCAUGCCACCAAUUCCGGAGGCUCUAAAUGAAACACAAAGGGUGGAGAAGGACAAAGAUAUCUAUGAAAUCUUCCGCAAUUGUGAAUAUAAUUUAGACUUCUCUUUGUUCACAAAUAAGCAAGGAAUAACGGUGGAGUUGCACAAAUAUUUCAUACUCCCUCUUAUACCACCCGAAUCAAAACCCCUUCCAUUGACCAUGCUUAGAGAAAAUCAUGGACCCUCACUCUCACAAUAUGAAGCGAUACAAAUCCGGAUAUUUGAUCCCGGAAAGAUUGUCCAAAUAGAGGGUCGAAAAAUAUUGUAUUUCUAUAAGAGUCACCCGGGUGAAAAUUUGAAGAAGAUGAAGUAUCACGAUCCAAGCUUGAACGAUUGAACACAAUGAUGGCGUCGUGCCGCGACGUUAAAUUAGGCGCUUCUUGGGAGGCAACCCAAGCAAGGUAUGUUUUCUUUUCAGUUUAUUUCAGUAUGUGUGCGUGUGUAAAAAAAAAAAAAAAAAAAAAAAAAAGUGUAUCUGGGGACAUACCCGAUCGCGUAAUCCUCCAUACUCGGUCGGGUAUGGGUAAAAAUAGGGAGAACCGAGUUCCAUACUCGAGCGAAAUGGUCAGUAUUUUAAACAUUGGAGGCAUACUCGAUCGAGUAUCAGUAAUACUCGGUCGAGUAUGUCCAGAAAGGCAAAUCCAAAAAGAGCCUGUUUCCAGCACUCGAUCGAGUAUGGACAUAUACUCGGUCGAGUAUGUCUGGAAAAUCAACCUACCAGACCCUGUCUUGAAGGCCCGAUCGAGUAUUAAGCCAUAUUCGAUCGGGUAUUACUGGAAAACUUCAUACUCGAACCCCUGUGUUGAGUAUCCGAUCGGGUAAAUCUGCAACUUAACCCCAAAACACUCCCCAAAACACUUCAUCUUCUCCAGACACCCAUACCAACCUCGACCCCUUCUCCCCAAAACUCCAUUUUUCUACCUUCUCUCUACCAUAUCUCCAUCAUUUCCCCACCAAAACACCCACAACCCACCAAAAAUCAAAAUCACCCCACUCCACAAACAACAAAAGCCGAAAUUGGGCACUAGGGACAGUGCUUGAACUAAGUGUGGGGGAGGAGACUCAUCAUGGGUAUGUAAUCUUAUUUUCUACCUUUUACUACGCAUGAACUUCUUUAAAAAAAAAAAACAAAAAAAAAUGAAGAAAAAGAAAUGCUAGUUAGGUUGAAAACCCAACAAAAUGGGCAAUCUAAGCAAAAAAAGGCUUGUGAAAAAUGAUGAGUGAGUUGGGAGAAUGGAAAAUGAAAAGAGAUGCUAGGAUGAAAACCUGAAAAGGCUCCUAGGCAAAAUGAGAGAUAUGAGAGUAAUAUUUAUUUUUGCAUGCACUCAUUUAAUCUCUUUGGAGAAAAAGAGGAAGAAGAGAAGAAAAAGAAGAAAAAAAAAAGGGCAAGAAGAUGGAGCAUAGAAGAUCAUUAAACCCUAGAAAGAAUGUUAUUGUAAAAACUCAUUUUUCCCCUGGUGGUCUUAGUUUCCUUCUUUCUUGAACUUUUGGAAAACUCUUAAACCGGUUGGAUGUUUCUGUUUUACUCGAGGUCGAGUAAAGAACUAAGUGUGGGGGAGUUGAUACACUUGUAAUUUCCGUAUGUAUGUUUACGUUUUUAGCUAGUUUUGGUUGUUUAGUAUUUCGGAAAUUACACACUUUUGGUGUAAUAGUUUAGUUUGUUGAAUUCUUGUAAUUUGUUUAGAUUAGGGUCAUUCUGAGCUCAAACAGGUCUACCAUCACUCAAAGGACAGUUGGUGAACCCCAAAAGUGGAAGGAAGGUGCAAAAUCACAAGAAAAAAGGGAAACCCUGAUUUUGG
Molecule: messenger RNA, 2486 nt
Organism: Cuscuta epithymum
Lineage: Eukaryota; Viridiplantae; Streptophyta; Magnoliopsida; Solanales; Convolvulaceae
Source: the annotation of a GenBank genome assembly